AUGAAGGCGUUACCAUUUGAAAAUUUAUUACAUUUUUUCACUGGCUAUGUAACAAUUGAUUCAAUUGCGUGUGAUCCAGGUAUAGAGGGACUUCACUUCAUAGCCAAAGGCCUAACAUUCCGUAACACGGCUGGUCCGGCCAAAGGCCAGGCCGUGGCACUCCGGUCAUCCUCAGACCUCUCAAUCUUCUAUAAAUGCUCUAUUGAAGGAUACCAAGACACACUGAUGGUUCAUUCCCAACGCCAAUUUUACCGUGGCUGCUACAUUUAUGGAACCGUAGAUUUCAUAUUUGGAAACGCAGCUGUAGUUUUCCAAAACUGUCUCAUCCUCCCUCGCCGCCCGCUCAAGGGUCAAGCCAAUGUAAUAACCGCACAAGGUCGUGCUGAUCCAUUUCAGAACACAGGGAUCUCAAUACAUAACUCAAGAAUCCAACCCGCUCCUGAUCUAAAACCGGUGAUCCGUACUGUUAAGACGUACAUGGGCCGGCCUUGGAUGAAGUACUCUCGCACCGUGGUUCUUAAGACGCAUUUGGAUAGUGCUGUGAGUCCAUUGGGUUGGUCACCGUGGACUGAAGGUUCGGUUUUCGGUUUAGACACGCUGUUUUAUGCUGAAUAUAAGAAUACCGGACCAGGUUCGUCCACUAAGUGGCGUGUUCGUUGGAAAGGGUUUCAUGUGUUGAAUAGAGAUUCUGAUGCAUCUGCUUUCACUGUUGGAAGAUUCAUCGCAGGUACCGUAUGGCUGCCACAGACAGGCGUACCCUUCACUUCCGGGCUCUAAGGCCGGCCAUUGUUUUGUUUUUUUUUUUGUGCUUAAAUUAAAAUUAUAUAAAUUUUUUGACUCCGAAUAUAAUUUCAUUAUGCUUAUUAUGAAUAAAGUUUUAACUGUGGAGGGAAAAACGGGUACAUAGUAAAGAAAAAAAAUACGAAUCAAAAGUAUAUACUCAUACCGAACAGGACGAGACUUUUGUUUUGUCCAUCUCUACUUUUAAGCAUUGCUUAAUAAUUGUAGAAAUAAUGUAGAAGACACAAACUACAAUGCUUUAGACACAAAGCAAGCCAAUCUGAAGUUAUUUCGGAUAAUGAGAAGUACAUAAACAAACAAUCAAUGAAAUCAAAGAAGAAGAAAAAAGAAGCCCAACAGUUUGUAUCAUACAAUUUCACCAAUGAGAGAUCA
This is a messenger RNA of Brassica rapa (field mustard), 1173 nucleotides long. RefSeq names its product probable pectinesterase/pectinesterase inhibitor 59. NCBI's taxonomy places the organism in Eukaryota, Viridiplantae, Streptophyta, Magnoliopsida, Brassicales, Brassicaceae. Gene Ontology annotation, biological process: cell wall modification. Gene Ontology annotation, molecular function: pectinesterase activity. The record is from RefSeq and is a predicted model, not a curated record.